This is a messenger RNA of Ogataea parapolymorpha DL-1, 582 nucleotides long. RefSeq names its product 60S ribosomal protein L19-A. The record is from RefSeq and is a predicted model, not a curated record. Gene Ontology annotation, biological process: translation. Gene Ontology annotation, molecular function: RNA binding; structural constituent of ribosome. Gene Ontology annotation, cellular component: cytosolic large ribosomal subunit; ribosome. The transcript has 2 exons. Lineage: Eukaryota; Fungi; Ascomycota; Pichiomycetes; Pichiales; Pichiaceae.
UUGAGUAUCAUUAAAAUGGCUAACCUACGUACUCAAAAGAGACUCGCAGCAUCUGUGUUGGGCUGUGGUAAGAGAAAGGUCUGGUUGGAUCCUAACGAGACCACCGAGCUCGCUCAGGCCAACUCCAGACAAGCCAUUAGAAAAUUGUUCAGAAAUGGUACCAUUGUCAAGAAGCCAGUGACUGUCCACUCUAGAUCUCACGCCAGAGCCUUGGCUGAGUCCAGAAGAAACGGUAGACACAUGGGUUACGGUAAGAGAAAGGGUACUGCCGAGGCUAGAAUGCCAUCUCAAGUCCUGUGGAUGAGAAGAUUGAGAGUCUUGAGACGUCUCUUGGCCAAAUACAGAGCUGCUGGAAAGAUCGACAGACACCUUUACCACUCUUUGUACAAGGCUGCCAAGGGUAACACUUUCAAACACAAGAGAGCUUUGGUUGAGCACAUUAUUCAAGCUAAGGCCGAGGCCGCCAGAGAGAAGGUCCUGAAGGAGGAGGCAGAGGCUAGAAGAUUGAGAAACAGAGCCGCUAGAGAGAGAAGACAGCAGAGAAUUUCUGAGAAGAGAGAGGGUCUUGUCAAGGAGGAGUAA